AUGGCAUCUUCGGGUGUCGAUUAUUCAACCACCUCACCGCCUAGCUUCGCGGCUAGGAACGACGCCCUAGACACAGAGAAAAUCGCUCCGGGACGUCCUAGUAGCCACGUCGAAUCGCUCACGACAAUCAGCGACGGCGAUGGCACACACCGCAAGCUCAAGCCGCGCCACAUCCAAUUAAUUGGUAUUGGUGGGACAAUUGGGACCGUGCUUUACGUUCAGAUCGGCAAGCCAUUGUUAGAUGGAGGCCCGGGAAGUCUCUUCAUCGCCUUUUCGCUAUGGUGCACCGUGGUUCUCGCUGUAACUAUGUGCAUGGCUGAGAUGGUGACGUACCUACCGAUCUCUUCCCCGUUUAUCCGCUUCGCUGGCCGCUAUGUAGACGAGGCUCUUGGUUUUGCUGCCGGUUGGAACUUUUUUAUCUUCGAAGCCGCUCUAGUACCAUUCGAAGUCACCGCGUGCAAUAUUAUCAUCCAUUACUGGAGUGACAUCGUACCAGCUGGCGCAAUCAUCGCAAUUGUCCUUGUCCUGUAUGCAUUGGUCAAUGUUCUGGCCGUAAAAUGGUAUGGCGAGACCGAAUUCUGGGCUGCUCUUGGCAAGGUCCUGUUGAUCAUCGGGCUGAUCAUUUUCACAUUUAUCGUUAUGCUGGGUGGGAACCCCCAGCAUGAUCGGUUCGGCUUCCGGUACUGGUAUGAGCCUGGGGCGUUCGCCGAAUAUUACACCAGUGGUUCUCUUGGUCGAUUCCAGGGCUUCAUGCAAUGCUUUAUUUCAGCCUCCUUCACCAUCGCCGGCCCCGAUUAUGUCUCCAUGGCCGCCGGCGAAGCUGAGAAUCCUCGAGUGGUCAUGCCUAAAGCUUUCAACGCUGUAUUCUAUCGAUUGACCGGCUUUUUCAUGCUUGGAUCUCUAUGUGUAGGAAUUUUGGUUCCAUACAAUGAUGCGGAGUUGACAGAAGCUUUCCUCAAUUCCAGGCCGGGCGCAGCAGCAUCACCAUACGUCGUCGCGAUGCAUCGGCUAGGAAUUCCCAUACUCCCGCACAUAGUAAACGCCAUGGUUUUGACUGCCUCUUUCUCUGCGGGGAAUAGCUACGUGUAUUGUGCUUCCCGAUCGCUUUACGGACUAGCUCUUGAAGGAAAAGCACCUAAAUUCCUAACAAAGUGCACGCAGAAUGGUGUACCCAUAUAUUGCGUAACAAUUGUCUUGUUGAUUGCAUUAUUGGCAUUCCUUCAAGUGAGCGAAAAUGCCGCUGUGGUGCUUAGCUGGUUUGUCAACCUAGUAACUGCAUCUCAACUUAUCAAUUUCAGUGUCAUGUGCGUUACGUACAUCUGUUUCCAUCGCGCAUUGAAGGCACAGGGUAUAAGUCGUGAUACUCUUCCCUAUAAGGGUUUCCUACAACCCUACGCAGCUUAUUAUGCUCUAUUUGCUACGUUUGUUAUGACAUUCAUAGGCGGUUAUACGGUUUUCUUGCCAGGAAAAUGGAAUGUCCCGACGUUUCUCUUCUCGUAUACCAUGAUCUUUGUCUGUCCGGUACUCUUCAUUGGUUGGAAAUUCUUCCAUAAGACAUCAUUCCGAAAGCCUUAUGAAGUGGAUUUACUUAAGGACGUAGCCGCGGUUGAAGAUUAUACCAACAAGUUUGUUCCGCCGCCACCGAGGAAUAAUCUAUCUAAGUGGCUCAACUGGAUAUUCACGUAA
Messenger RNA from Hypoxylon trugodes, 1686 nucleotides. RefSeq names its product amino acid permease/ SLC12A domain-containing protein. Lineage: Eukaryota; Fungi; Ascomycota; Sordariomycetes; Xylariales; Hypoxylaceae. The coding region runs from base 1 to 1686 and encodes 561 amino acids. The transcript has 4 exons. Gene Ontology annotation, molecular function: amino acid transmembrane transporter activity. Gene Ontology annotation, cellular component: membrane. The record is from RefSeq and is a predicted model, not a curated record. Gene Ontology annotation, biological process: amino acid transmembrane transport.